Strongylocentrotus purpuratus (purple sea urchin) is the source of this 911-nucleotide messenger RNA. RefSeq names its product ketosamine-3-kinase-like. Bases 75 to 890 code for a protein of 271 amino acids. Lineage: Eukaryota; Metazoa; Echinodermata; Echinoidea; Camarodonta; Strongylocentrotidae. The record is from RefSeq and is a predicted model, not a curated record. The transcript is spliced from 5 exons.
UCGAACCAAAUAGAUUACCUUGAUGGAUUAUUGCGUAAUAAUCCCCCACCAUCUCUUUAUUGCAGACAAGGACGAUGUUCGAAGGCGAGAAGGCGGGCUUGGAGGCCAUUAUAGCCACGGGAACGGUUCCAUGUCCGAGGCCCAACAACAUUUAUGACAACGGUGAUGGCCCGGGGUCUAUCUUCGUUAUGGAACAUCUUGAGCUCAGAAAUCUAGACCAGCACGCUGCAGCGCUGGGUGAAGCUGUCGCAAGUUUGCAUCUGCACAACAGUCGUCUCAUGUUGAGAGAGAAAAAGAAUGAUGGGAGAAUAGGUGGUUCUCAUCACGUGACAUUGGAGGAGAAUGGGGAGGAAGAGGAAACCCAACGAUCUGUCUCUCAGUUUGGAUUCGGCACCACCACCUGCUUGGGAUACUUGGCUCUGGAUAAUACAUGGUCCGAUGAUUGGGUGGAUUUUUUCGUCCGCCAAAGAUUAAAACCUAAAGUGGAUUACAUUGAGCAAAAAUGGGGGGACCGCACGCUGAUUGAACUGUGGCCGCGUCUUGUGCGGCAUAUACCGCGGUUAUUUCGCGGUAUCGACCGUAUCACCCCAGCCUUGCUGCACGGCGACCUACACGGGGGAAACGUUGCCGAAACAGCGACUGGCCCAGUGAUCUACGAUCCCGCUUGUUUCUACGGGCAUCACGAGUUGGAGCUGGCAGCGACCCAAGACUUUGUCGACUUCAACCAAGAAUUCUUUCCAGCCUAUCACAGACUGAUUCCUAGAGCAGAAGGCUUCGACGAGCGGGAAAAACUCUACAAAAUAUUCUGCUAUCUCAAUUACUGGAGUCACUUUGGACCAAAGUACAAAGAUGAGGUGAUAGCGCUAUCCACGGAACUGUUAGCAAAUUGAUUAUAUAUAUAUAUAUAUGUA